Molecule: messenger RNA, 3275 nt
Organism: Photinus pyralis (common eastern firefly)
Lineage: Eukaryota; Metazoa; Arthropoda; Insecta; Coleoptera; Lampyridae
Product: protein hu-li tai shao-like
Exons: 12
Coding region: 375-2594 (739 amino acids)
Cellular component (GO): postsynaptic density; cytoskeleton; plasma membrane
Molecular function (GO): actin filament binding
Source: RefSeq, a predicted model, not a curated record
CUCAUUCUUUCUCAUGUCGGAGGUGAAUCGUUGAACAGGAAUAAGUAGUUUACGCUAUCGAAUUCGGGUUCUGUAUUUGCGAUUUUAAUUUAAAUGAAAAAAUAGUGAGUGUGGCCAUACUGCGGCGGCGACUCGUUUCAUUUUUUCGAAUUCAACGAACUUUACGAUUGUGUGAACUUUUUUCCGAAAUAAUCGAUGGGGCGUAGGCUGUGCAUGUCUGCACGAUAGUCGUUAAUGAGUAGUAGCGUUUUAACCUCUCUGUACCGUGUUGUGUUCAACGUGAAAAAGUGUUCCAAACGUCUGAUUUUUAAGGAAUAACGUCCGUACAGAACUGCCAGAAUAAUUUGGAUAAGUUAGCAAAAAAUCAAUUCACAAUGGCAGACGUGGAUCACGGCGAAAUACCUCAAUCAAAUGGUAUAGAUGGAUUAGAAGAAGACGAACGAAAUAAGUUAAGACCGGCCGAUAUAGAUGCAGAUGUACGAGAAAUGGAACGUAGGAAACGAGUCGAGGCGAUAAUGAAUAGUAGAUUGUUUCGCGAGGAAUUGGAACGAAUUAUCGAAACACAGCUUAAGGAAGGCAUCGGAACUACCAAUUUGAUGCAACAGAUAUCAGAUAUGAUGGGCGUUUCGAAAAAUGCCGGAAGUGUGUUUAAAAAUUCGAAUUGCGUGAUACCUAUUAAUGAUAUAAGAGGCGUCGAAGCGAUGGGUUAUGCGAAAGGUGAAAAAAUCUUAAGGUGUAAAUUAGCGGCUGUUUUUCGAUUAAUCGAUUUGUACGGUUGGGCGCAAGGUGUCAAUUCUCAAAUUACUGCCAGAUUAAAUCAAGACGAAGAGCACUUCUUAGUUAAUCCUUUCGGCGUUUUAUUUCACGAAGUAACAGCAUCCAGCUUGGUUAAAGUUGAUAUGCAAGGAACAAUUGUAGAACAAGGAACGACCAAUUUUGGAGUUAAUCUGUCCGGGUUUUCAUUACACGGUGCCAUUCACGCUGCCCGACCAGAUAUCAAAUGCAUCAUUCACAUUCACACACCCUCAGUUGUAGCAGUAUCGGCACUAAAAUGUGGUUUAUUGCCCAUUAGUCAGGAAUCUGUAGUAAUUGGCGAAGUAAGUUCACAUCAAUACAUUGGGGGAUUAAACGAGCCCGAAGAAAAAGAGAAAGUUGCCAGAAAUUUGGGACCGAUUAAUAAGGUGCUAUUAUUGACAAAUCAAGGUGCCGUAUGUUGUGGCGAGACAAUAGAAGAAGCAUUUUUUAAUGUUCGUAAUACCGUCCUGGCAUGUGAAACGCAGCUCAAAUUGAUUAGUAUCGGUGUAGAUAAUUUGUCAUUACUGCCAGACGAGGCUAGGAAAAAAUUGUACGAUGCAGCUAGAAAACCUCCACAGAGUACACCCAGAUUAGACCAACCGUCGAUUCUGGAAGAAAAAGUUGAACGAAAAUGGCGCAUUGGCGGCGUAGAGUUCGAGGCGCUCAUGCGAAUGUUGGAUAAUGCAGGUUUCCGUACUGGUUACAUCUAUAGGCAUCCACUAGUGAAAGGGGAAUUACCCCGCCCGAAGAACGACGUUGAACUUCCACCAGCAGUUUCUUCACUGGGAUAUCUUCUCGAAGAGGAGGAGCUUUAUAAACAGGGAUUGUGGAAAAAAUUGGAUGGUCGCAAAGGAUUUGAUCGGUCGCGAUGGCUGAAUUCUCCCAAUGUCUACCAGAAAGUGGAGAUCCUAGAGACCGGUACACCAGAUCCCAAAAAGAUUACAAAGUGGGUAGCGGAAAGUUCGCCUACACACUCCAGUACACCAGUCAAGAUAGAGUCUGCUCUUCAGUUUGUGCCGAAGAAUACAAACCCAAAGGAAUUUAAACAGUUGCAGCAGCAGAUAAAAGACUAUCGACGAGCAGAUAAAAUCUCGGCAGGUCCUCAGUCUCACAUCCUAGAAGGUGUGACAUGGGAGGAAGCGAAAAAGAUGCAAGAUGCUGGUGUCACUCAGACUGGUGACCAGGUCGUUUUAAUGGGAGCAGCUUCGAAGGGAAUCAUUCAACGUGGUUUCCAACACAAUGCCAUGAUGUAUAAAUCUCCUUAUGCGAAAAAUCCAUUUGACUCCGUAACCGACGAAGAACUAGAUGAGUACAAAAAAGUAAUCGAGAAGAAAUCAAAAGGCGAAUAUGAUACAGACUUUAGUGAAUCUGAAGGAUUAUCAUCAGCAAAUAUUAAUAAGAGAAUUGAUAGCAGUAACAUUCGAUCUCCGACAUCAGUAACCAGCGAGACAGAGGAGGAAAGCAAAGAUGAACCUCAAGUAUUACGGAUAGAAACUAAACAAGUACCCACACGAACUCAUCCCGAACUUGUUCUUAGCGAUGCUGAUGAUACACCUUUACAACAACGAAAGACAGAAAGAAUAUCCGUGGAUAGUAAUAAAAGCGAAAACACAGUGAAUGGUGACCAGUCCGAUGCACAUCUAAGCACAAUUUCGCAGAGUAGUAAAGAGGGUUCAUUUUCAAAGGACCAAUCGGUAUCGGAGGGAUCGCCUAAAAAGGACAAGAAAAAGAAGAAAGGCUUACGAACUCCAUCCUUCCUUAAGAAAAAAAAAGAAAAGAAAAUUCGUGAUUCUGCAUAGACACUGCCUCCUUUUUACAUAACUGGUUAAGAGCUACUCCAUCGAGACUGCCACCAACUCACUGUAGAUUAGCUUUUUUUUUUAACGCAGCGGCUAAAUAUUUGCACUAAAUGUGAAAAUGGACUGCAUUUCUCUAUUUAAAAUGAAUUUAUAUUUUUAGCUUUAUUUGUACAGGAUACAAUGAAAUUUAUUAAUUAUAUGUGCGAUUGUAGUGGAGGUGAUUAUAUGAAAGUUCUAUAUGAAAAAAAAAAAAAUUACAGUCUACGUAAACCAAUCAUCAUUGUAAUGGCAACUGAAAUGUCAAUCACGGCGAUGCAUUCUAGAAAUUCCCACAUGUGAUUUGUUUACUGCGCCACUGUAAAAUAUAUAUAAUGUUAGUUAUUAAAAUAAUUCUUGUAAAGUUAGCUAAUCUUGCUUUUAUUAUUUGACAGUGCAAAGAAAUUUCGAUAUUUUAUAAUUUUUGAUGUGCAAACUAUAUGGUUAUUUAUAUUUAUAAUAUAUAAAUAGGGAUUACAGUGAUUAAAUAUUAUCAUUGUUAUUUUUUGCUGAGAGCGGGGAAGGGAAAGUCUGAUUUAAAAUUUAAUUUGGUUACGUAACAGCACAAUUUUUUAUGUAUGUUUUCGUAAAUUUGAAAAAUAAACGCUUUUUCUUCCUUUUGUUUAAUAAAUUUGUUGAAAACUU